AUGCGUAACCUGAAGAGCGUGCGUCUCCAGGAGACGCAGAUUGAGGGAGAUCUUCCUUUGACUGCAACUGCUUGGGAUACAUCAUCUGACUCAAUUGUGUGCACCUUUGGUCCGGCAGAGCACAACCCGAUCAUCGAGUUACGGAGGAAGCGCCCCAAAGUGAAUGCCGCGGAGCCUCUGAGCCGCGAUGCGCUCGAAUGCAUCGCAUCCUGGGAUGCCCCGAGCCCGUUGCCUGAUCUUACAUGCGAUCGAGUGCUUUCUCUGCACUACUUUGCAGACAACCUGAGCGCAUGCCUGGUUUUGGAGGGCGGUGAUAUUAUCAUCGUCCGCGAAGAGCCCCUCCCGGGAGAGGAUAAGAUCGAGAUUCUUGGCUCUGUCGAUGUUGGAAUCACAGCUGCUGCGUGGUCACCGGAUGAAGAGCUCCUAGCUAUCACCACCAGAGCUCGGACUUUCCUCUACAUGACUCGCGAGUUCGAGAAUGUCGCUGAGAUUACCUUCUCCGAGGCUGAUUUGCAAGCCUCUCAGCAUGUUUCUGUUGGAUGGGGCAAGAGGGAGACUCAGUUCCAAGGCAAGAGAGCCAAGGCUAUGCGAGACCCAACUGUCCCUGAGAAGGUCGACGAAGGUAAGCUGAGCAGCAAUGACGACUCCAGGACGACAAUUAGCUGGAGAGGUGACGGUGCCUAUGUGGCAGUGAACACCGUUGAUGAAGGCAUUCGCCGUGUCAUUCGUGUGUACUCCCGUGAAGGUACUCUUGACAGUGUGAGCGAACCUGUGGAUGGACUGGAGGGGGCCCUGAGCUGGCGUCCCUCCGGCAAUCUCAUUGCGGGAAUCCAACGAUUGGAUGACCGUAUCGACGUUGUCUUCUUUGAGAGGAAUGGUUUGCGUCACGGGCAAUUCACACUUCGUCUGACCGAGGAGGAACGCCAAUCUUGGGCAUCACAGAUUCAGCUGUCAUGGAAUGUCGAUUCUACAGUACUUGCUGUGCGGUUCAAAGACCGAGUUCAGCUCUGGACGACAGGCAAUUAUCACUAUUACCUGAAGCAGGAGAUCCCUAUAGUUGUUGAUCCUGCAUGCUCCCUGCCGUUCUCUUUUGAGUGGCACCAGGAAAAGGCGUUGCGUUUGGUUGCUGGGUCUUCUGACUCUGUCCUCGAUCUCGACUAUGUAUUUGACAUUCAUCACGGCUCCACUGCGAUCCCAGAUGAUGUCGGUGCUGUUGCGGUUAUUGAUGGAAAGACCUUGAAGCUCACUCCACUUCGUUUGGCUGGUGUGCCGCCCCCAAUGGCGCAUAACGAGCUGCAGCUGGACUCGAAUGUCAUUGAUGUUGCAUUCAGCAAAUCUGGUACCCGGAUGGCAGUCCUGAUGGAAAAGAGCUUUUCCAUAUUCUUGUGGUCUUUGAAGAGUCGUCCAGUUCCAGUGCCGAUUCUGGAGUCGAGCUAUCCUCUUCCAGAUUCACCCUACAGCCGGCCCAGGCAGAUUGUAUUCCUGAACGAAACAGAGGUCUACCUUCUCAAGGAUAAUGCUCCCGGUAUCAGCCACAUUGAGCGCACGACACUAGAGACCCGAGAGACUCGAGUGGUUCACCAAGCGCAAGAUUUUGAGGAACUGUACUCUAUCUUUGCUGGAGUAGGCCAUUCUACUCUUUGGUUCUCAAAUGCUCAGCAGCCUGGCCUCCCUGCUAGCUACUCCACUAUUGACUUCGUGGCCGGGGAUGAAGUGGAAGCUACCCUUUGGAGCGAGAGCCCUACUGUUGAAACUCACUGGGCCCGUGCCGUGUCGAUCUCCGGCGAUGAGCGCAUUCUCAUAACCCUGACGCGGACUGGCGCUUUGUACGCAAACAAGCGAGUCCUUGCAAAGAACUGCACAUCUUUCUUGGUGACUCCAUCCCACCUGUUGUUCACCACGUCUCAACAUUUGUUGAAAUUCGUGCAUCUGAAUCGUGUGGACGACAUGGAAGUCCCCGAGGAUACACCUGAGACCGACGAGAGAUGCAGAAGUAUUGAGCGCGGAUCAAAGCUGGUGUCUGUCAUCCCAUCCAUCUUUGCCGUUGUGCUACAGGCACCCCGCGGAAACAUCGAGACCAUCUUCCCACGUGCCUUGGUGUUAGCUGGUAUUCGCACAUUCAUCGACCGGAAGAACUACCGGGCUGCUUUCCUCGCGUGCCGUAGCCAAAUGGUGGACAUGAACAUUCUUCACGACUAUGCUCCUCAGCAGUUUAUGGAAAGCGUACAGUUGUUCGUUGAACAAAUCAAGAAGAUUGAGUUCAUCGACGACUUCCUUUCUCGUUUGAAGGAGGAGGAUGUUUCGCAAACACUGUAUAAAGAUACUCUCAAGAUCUCCAAGUACGAGUCUGCCGUUGUUGCCCAACCGGACGGUCCCACCGUACCGUCCCUGCCUCAGCUUGCCGGCAAAACCAGCAAGGUGAAUGCAAUUUGUGAUGCGUUCCUGGCGGUUCUUCAAACCCGCAUCGACACCAACUUGCAAAAUCUUGUCACUGCACAUGUCUGCAAGGAUCCACCUGACCUUGAGGCCGGCUUGAAGCUUGUCGCUAACCUCAGAACACAAAAUUCGGAGCAAGCACAAGAUGCAAUUGAGCAUAUGUGCUUCUUGACUGACGCAAACCGACUUUACUCGCAUGCUCUGGGGUUGUACGAUCUUGAGCUUACUCUUUUGGUUGCCCAGCAAGCGCAGAUGGAUCCUAGGGAAUAUCUUCCAUUCCUCCGGAAGUUGCAACAACUGCCUGAAAUCCGGCGUCAUUUCGAGAUCGACAACCAUCUUGCUCGGUUCGACAAGGCUCUGAAACACCUGUUUACCUUGGGAGCUCACGAGGAAAUUCGGGCUUAUGUUAGGCGACAUGCUUUGUAUAAGGAGGCACUUGAAAUUUACAAGUAUCAGCCUGAGCAGCUGAGAGAGAUCACGCAGAUAUACGCAGACUACCUUCAGAAUGACUCGAAGCAUAAGGAUGCCGCAAUUGCUUAUGAAUCUCUUGGGAUCUAUGACGAGGCAUACAAGUGCUACAAUCUUGCCCACAUGUGGCGCGAGUCGCUGUAUUGUGCCAUGAUGACUUCUCUGCCCGAGGAAGAACUAAUGGCCUUUAUCAACGAGCUUGCCACGACUCUCGUUGACGAGGCUCGGGACUACGUAUCAGCCGCAACCAUCUAUGCUGAGCAUCUGCACGACAUCGUAACUGCAGCUCAGCUUCUGUGCCGUGGCUCUAAAUUUGCCGAUGCUGCGCGCCUCCUGACCCUACAUGGCAAGAAGGAUCUUGUGGAAGAGAUCGUUGACUCUGGCCUAGCCGAGGCUAUGGGCUCCAUGACCGAUCUCUUGGCCGACUGCAAGUCCCAGUUGAAUGCGCAGGUGCCACGAGUCCGUGAACUCCGGCAGCUCCGCGCCGCCGACCCUCUUGCCUUCUUCGGAGGCGAUCCCACCGGCGGCGAGGGCGGCGUUGACAUUCCUGACAACGUGUCUCUUGCACCGACCGAGGCAACAACUUUGGCCGGUCGCACCAUGUUCACCCGGUAUACGGGCAAGACAUCUUCAUCCCGGGUGACGUCCCGCACUCGCCGUCGCGAGGAGCGCAAGCGUGCCAAGGGCAAGAAGGGUACAGUUUACGAGGAAGAGUACCUCGUCAACAGUAUCCGGCGACUUAUUGAGCGUGUCAACUCGACUAUGGCGGAGGCCGAGGCUCUCGUUGACGCCCUUCUGCGCCGGGGCAUGCGCGAGCGCGCCGCUGCAGUUGAGAAGGCGCUGGCAGAUGUGGUGACAAUGUGUACGGACUGCCGUGACGAUGUGUUCGAGAUUGCGCAGGCUACGGCACCUAAGCAUGAUGACAACGAGGAUGCUGGCUAUGAAGAGGCUAGUCUGCCACGGCCGACUGGAGGCUCCGCGGUUCUUGCAGAAAGCAUUGGAAUCACUCUCGGCGGAGCUGGACGUUUGAAGGAGCCGCCUGUUGUCAAGGCCAUGAUCAAGUCCUCUCUUCUGGUGUAA
Messenger RNA from Penicillium subrubescens, 3984 nucleotides. Its product is annotated as Elongator subunit IKI3. Gene Ontology annotation, cellular component: elongator holoenzyme complex; cytosol. The transcript is spliced from 7 exons. Gene Ontology annotation, molecular function: tRNA binding. The record is from RefSeq and is a predicted model, not a curated record. Gene Ontology annotation, biological process: tRNA wobble base 5-methoxycarbonylmethyl-2-thiouridinylation. The coding region runs from base 1 to 3984 and encodes 1327 amino acids. Lineage: Eukaryota; Fungi; Ascomycota; Eurotiomycetes; Eurotiales; Aspergillaceae.